AUGGUCGUCCGCCGCCGCAACCCCGCCGUGCCCAGGCGCACGGUGCGCGUGGCCGGCUGCCCUGUCCAGACCACGGUGACCGCGCGGCCGGCCAUCGUGCGGCGAUGGGUGUACGUCACCCUGUGGCUCAACCGCCGGCGCCUCCUCUCCUUCUCCGGCCUCACCGUCGGCCUGGGCGUGCAGUGGGCGCCGCCCUUCCGCAGGCUGCCCGCCGGCGCCGAGCCGCGCCCGGGCACGCUGCAGCUGUGCGUCGGCAACCGCUGCCUCAUCUUCCAGCUCGCGCGGGCCGCCGUGCCGCAGAUCCUGCGCCGGUUCCUCGCCGACGCCCGCGCCACGUUCGCGGCGCGCAACGUCGAGGCGGACCUCCGGAAGCUCCGCGCGCACCACGGGCUGGAGGUGCGCUCGGCGCUCGAGCUCCGCGCCGCCUCCGGCAUGGGCAACGCGUCCACGGCGACCAUGGCCGAGAGGCUGCUGGGGAUCCGGGGGCUGGAGAAGCCCGGGAAGGUCGGCACCAGCAGGUGGGACGCGCCGAGGCUGUCCCGGAAGCAGGAGCGGUACGCGGCCGCCGACGCGUACGUCGCUUGCCGCCUCGGGGUGUAUUUCCGCCGCCGCGCCGCCGCCAUGGCGUGUGACGAUCAAGAAUUGGAGGCCGAGUGUUCCGACGACGAGGUGUCGCCGGAGGCGGAGGCAGAGUACAAGCACGGCGACUGGGGACGGUUCGUUGGGUUCCUGGAGAGAGCGAGCGAUGACGAUCGGCAUGGGGAUGCAGCAGUCGACGAUCAUCUGUAUGAUAGUGUGUGCUCUGCUUACUAA
Panicum virgatum (switchgrass) is the source of this 813-nucleotide messenger RNA. Its product is annotated as Werner Syndrome-like exonuclease. NCBI's taxonomy places the organism in Eukaryota, Viridiplantae, Streptophyta, Magnoliopsida, Poales, Poaceae. Gene Ontology annotation, cellular component: cytoplasm; nucleus. The record is from RefSeq and is a predicted model, not a curated record. The transcript has a single exon. The coding region runs from base 1 to 813 and encodes 270 amino acids. Gene Ontology annotation, biological process: nucleobase-containing compound metabolic process. Gene Ontology annotation, molecular function: 3'-5' exonuclease activity; nucleic acid binding.